Messenger RNA from Symbiodinium necroappetens, 1170 nucleotides. The record is from the annotation of a GenBank genome assembly. NCBI's taxonomy places the organism in Eukaryota, Dinophyceae, Suessiales, Symbiodiniaceae.
AUGGAGCAACGCAGCGGACGAACCUUCAUCGUGGUGGCUCACCGUUUGUCCACCGUCAAAGAUGCAGAUCGCAUUGUUGUUCUCAGCUCUGGCGAGUGCGUGGAGACGGGGAGUCACGAGGAACUGCUGGCGAAGGGCCAGGUGUACAAGGACCUGGUCCAACGUCAGCUUGAGAGGAUUGAUUCGAUCUCUGAUUUUCCUUCGCAGGUGUGCACAGGAACCUAUGCAGAGCAUCAGAAGGACCUAUACUGCGGCCGUUGGGGCUCAAUCUUGGCGAGUUACGUCUGGAGACGAUCUCACGCACAGGCGGGAGGAAAGCACGCAAAGGCUGCUGCUGUGGUAAUGGAACAAGGCGAGAAAGGAGAAGGCAAAGGCGGAGGCAAAGGUCGCAGACGGCCAGCCUCCCGCGGCCGGCCGAAGGAGGCCGAACCGCCGAGCCCGCCCGUGCGCCGCAGCUCCUCGGCCCCUGGGAGACCUCGCGAGGAGCCCCCGAUCCAGGAACCGGCGGGGCCGAAGCGCCGACCUCGCCGGGCAUCCUCCACCGCUUCGCGGGGAGCCAGAAGGCCCCCUCGGACAGAGAGGCCUCGGGCGAAUUGGGGACAUCCGGAAGGGAAGAAGUUCGAAGAACUUGAAGCAGAGUCUCGAGUCGACGGCGUGGUCGUGAAUGUCGGUGAUUAUGGUGUCUUUGCUGACAUCGGCUACGAACAGAAUGCCAUCCUGGCCAUUCCUCGUAGGUUUUGGCGCCGAUUUCGACGUGGCGAUGUGCUGGAGGCCAUGGAGGUCGUCUCUGUGGAUCUUGAACUCCGACGCGCCACUGUGACAGUGGCGGAUGUCGAAGAGGCACUGAAGCCGAGCAGAAUUCCGCUGGAGGAGCUGCAGGAGGGCAGCUACUUGAACGGUGUAGUGGACACCAAGAACCAGUUUGGCAUUUUCAUCAAUGUGGGCUGUGAAGCCUGCCACGGAAAACUCCAGCUCCCGCGCUUCAUGGGCAACCAGCUUAUCCGCGGACAGGUUCUACGCGACCUUUGCGUGGCGACGGUUGACCUGGAGAAUCGACGUGUUCGUUUGAUCAUGGAUGAUGUGGACGGUGCCAUUGCAGAUCCCGAGAUGGUCUCCCUGGCAACGCUGAUGGCAGAUGCCGACAGGGACACGAAGGACCCCAAAGCAGAU